AUGACCAUCGAUUCACUCAUUCGUGACAUACGCCGGAGCACAUUCGAGGAAUCCAUCCCCGAUCAAGUCAAGGCUGGACUGUCCACGGCUCCAAAAACUCUUCCAGCCCUUCUCUUCUACAGCGGAGAAGGAAUCCGGCACUGGAUUAAACACUCUACUGCCGCUGAAUUUUAUCCACGACAUGAAGAGUUACGCAUUCUACGUGCCCGAGCGGCUGAGAUGGUUGAGUCGAUUGCCAAUAACAGUGUAGUGGUCGAUCUUGGGAGUGCGAGCUUGGACAAAGUUCUACCGUUACUGGAAGCAUUGGAGGCAUCGAAGAAGAACAUUUCGUUUUAUGCACUCGACCUGAGCUUUUCGGAACUUCAAUCAACCAUGAGGUCACUUCCAUAUAAACAGUUCGAGUAUGUUAAAAUCGGGGCACUGCAUGGGACUUUCGAAGACGGGUUGCAGUGGCUUAAAAAUACCCCGGAAGUACAGGACCGGCCGCACUGUCUCCUAUUGUUUGGAUUGACAAUAGGUAACUAUUCGCGAUUCAAUGCAGCCAAUUUUCUUCAGAGCAUUGCUGAGAGCGCGUUGACUGCUAGCCCGGCUGAAAGCUCUAUCUUUCUGAGUCUGGACAGUUGCAAAGUUCCAACCAAAGUGCUGCGUGCCUACACUUCUGAAGGUGUCGUUCCUUUUGCCCUAGCGUCCCUCGACUAUGGAAACACUCUGUUCGCUCCAAGUAAAGGGGAAAGCCAGGUAUUCCAGCCCAGCGAUUGGCACUUUCUGAGUGAGUGGAACUACAUACUGGGCCGACACGAAGCCUCUCUCAUCACUAAGGGCAAGGAGGUCAGACUUGGGAGCCCAUUGAACGACAUCGUUGUUGGGAAACAUGAGAAGAUUCGUUUCGGAUGUAGCUACAAGUAUAAUUCAGAUGAGCGCCAAGAACUGUUUGGGUCGGCGGGAUUGACGGAUGUUAAAGAAUGGUCGGUUGAGGGCUGUGAUGUUGCUUUUUACCAGCUUCAAGUGUGUUCCCAUUGA
Molecule: messenger RNA, 1020 nt
Organism: Penicillium hordei
Lineage: Eukaryota; Fungi; Ascomycota; Eurotiomycetes; Eurotiales; Aspergillaceae
Gene: fgaMT
Product: 4-dimethylallyltryptophan methyltransferase easF
Exons: 2
Coding region: 1-1020 (339 amino acids)
Molecular function (GO): methyltransferase activity
Source: RefSeq, a predicted model, not a curated record